Messenger RNA from Plutella xylostella (diamondback moth), 523 nucleotides. The record is from RefSeq and is a predicted model, not a curated record. Lineage: Eukaryota; Metazoa; Arthropoda; Insecta; Lepidoptera; Plutellidae.
UUUACCAAAUGCCACAACAUAAAAUGGAUAGUCCGUAAAAUGUUUCUAAAUUAUGACUCAGUCGCCUUCAGACACAAAAUGCGACGUUACCAGGUUGUCAGACAUCGAGAGGAAGUUUGUGGACAUUCUGAGCGAGUGCCGCGCGUCCACCUCGCGAGGGUUGUCUCACUCGAGCGGGGACUACGACGGGGGGCGCUGCAGCAGCCGAUGCUCCUGCCUGCGCCAGGCCUACGACAAUAGACCCUGCCUCAUCGUGGACUCCGCUACACGGCUGCACAAGACCAAAUGGCAGUCCUUCAAGAACCUGUUCCGGAUCCGCGGCAAAUGCCUCAAGGGAUGCAACAAAAAGGACAAGAAGGAUAAAGAUAAAAGUGGUGUGGAAAUGAAAGAUGAAGAGCCGCCCGCCUCCGGUCUAGUUGAGAAAAAUGAAGUCAUUGUUAAAUCUUUCAGUAAAGUUUAAAACGUUGGUAUUGUUUAGAUUUAUUCAAAGCUCAUUGUAUUAAAUGUGUAAAUUAUGGUAAAA